CUGGCAUCGCCGUUUCAUUGUGUUAUUGUUGUUUUUGGUUGAAAUAUAAUUGUAAAAAAUGACAAUCUAUUUAACGUUAUUAAAUGGGACAGGCUAUGUUUUCAAUGCAGAUGACUACAUGGAGCUGCGCACAAAACACAGAAUAAUGGGUGCUCCAGUGGGCACGGCCAACAGCAAAGGCUGGAGCUCCAGUGAAGCCGCUCUGCCAGUGGAAUUGACUAAAUGGGAAACGCAGUGGCUUAUUGAGGCACGAAUUGCGGUUUUAGUCAGCAAAUCACGAGCUUUAAAAGCCCCACCAUCACCCGAAAUGUUGCAGGCUUAUAAAACGGAAUUUAAGGCAAGUUUAUUGGCCCAGGCAGAUGCCUUGAAGGCCGAAAAACUGCGGGAAACUGAACGACAUGUGGAUAAAAUCUUAGUUGGUAAACGCAACAAGUUAUUGAAGCAAGCAAAAAACGAGGAGGCCGCUGCUUUAACAACUGAGGAUGUGCUCGAAGAAAUUGCCAAUAAUUUCGUAUUUGAAAGUCAAAAUGCCCUCGUGGAGUUGCCCUGCUCUCAUAUGAUGAAUCACUUCGCUAAACUCUGUAGUGAACCCGUGUAUGACACCAAAUCGCUCAAGUAUCGCGUCUUUCUCGAUUUGUGGCGACGUGGAAAGUUUGUCACUUCUGGCGAAGCUUUUGGCGCUGACUUUCUGAUUUAUCCUGGAGAUCCAUUGCUAUAUCAUGCCUCGCAUAUUGUUAUUAUACUAGAAUCACCUGCUAUACGUCCUCUGGAGUUGAUUUGCAAAGUGCGUCUAUCUGUAACCGUUAACAAGGACUGUGUUUUUGCCUAUAAGCAAACUGAUAGCAGCAAUAUCAUUUAUCAAUCGGUUAAAUGGUGCAAAUAAUUUCAGUUCUUGUGUUUUGCGGUCUACUGUGCGCUUCGCUCACUCUAGUCAGAUUGUCGCUUCCCCACCACCCCACCCCAGGCCCACCACCCAAAUGACAUUCGCUCAGCAUUGCCAGCCACAAAAUACGCUCACUGCUUUAAUGCUGAUUGGACUUUUAAAGCAGCGUGAACAUUUCUCGUGUCCAGCAUCAAAAUCAAAACAGAGAAAAUUGUAAUCUUGCGUUUUUUUUUUUUUCGGCUCUACUCACACGCCGCUCACUUAGUUUAUUACUUCUCAGAGUAUUUGGACGCGCCAUGGAUAGAACUCUCCCUGGUGUUAUUACUCUCCCCGGCUGCAGCGAAUCCAAAACAGCACGUUGUUUCAGUCUGUGCUCUUAAGCGGGACUUGAUCUGCAUAAAAAUAGGGUCGAGCUGUCUCUGGGAUGCAUGUCAAAAGUAACAGGUGAUUGCCUGAACUUGCUCAAAGAGCGGGUGAAGAAUUUGUAAGAGAGAACCGGCUUUUAGCAGGAUCUGUUGAUUGGAAGAUUUUAGCUGGCAAAGUAACUAAAUUGAUCAUUUAUAUAAGUAGACUCUCUUUAUAUUUGAUUUUGUAAUUAAAAAUAUUUAUUUAAUAAUUUUUAAAAUCAUAUUUUACAAUUUGA
Drosophila innubila is the source of this 1526-nucleotide messenger RNA. It is a transcript of the gene Tsen34, whose product is annotated as tRNA-splicing endonuclease subunit Sen34. NCBI's taxonomy places the organism in Eukaryota, Metazoa, Arthropoda, Insecta, Diptera, Drosophilidae. Gene Ontology annotation, cellular component: tRNA-intron endonuclease complex. The transcript has 6 exons. Gene Ontology annotation, molecular function: tRNA-intron lyase activity; nucleic acid binding. The record is from RefSeq and is a predicted model, not a curated record. The coding region runs from base 59 to 883 and encodes 274 amino acids. Gene Ontology annotation, biological process: tRNA-type intron splice site recognition and cleavage; tRNA splicing, via endonucleolytic cleavage and ligation.